AUGAACUACCAUGUACCAUGUGACAGUGAUCCCUCAGAGUGUGUUCUGCUCAUAGUGUUUUGUCUUUUCCUCAAUUACAAGUACUAUACCCAUCGAUGGAAAGAAGAUUCUGUUAGUAUCAGGUUGUUAGUAGACUUGCUUUCCACUUCUGUAGAUAAUGAGAUGAAUGUGGGAGAAGUCUUCAGAUUUUGCUUGAUAAUGGUUUAUCCUUAUGUAACAAUAUUAUUGAGAUUUUUGGAGGAAAAUGAAGUUCCAGAUGAUGAUUCUGUCAACCACAUGAUUGCUCGAAAUGCUGAUGAACUAGCAUUAUUUCAUCGCAUGGACCUGGAACGCAGACGAGAAGAGGCAAAACUUGGUCCAAAUCGCAAAUCUCGUUUAGUGGAAGAAGCUGAAUUGCCUGAUUGGUUAGUGAAGGAUGAUGAUGAGACAUGGGAUCAAGCAGUCAGCGGGCAUGCAGGCAGCCUGUGCUCCCAUAGUGUGGCAAAGCGCACAGGAGUGAGAGGACCUUGCAUGUAUAAAGUGGAGAGGUGGACAUUUGAAGAGGAGGAGGAAGAUCGUUAUUUAGGCCGAGGGUCUCGCCAAAGAAAAGAAGUUGACUACAGUGACAGUUUGACAGAAAAAGAAUGGCUGAAGGCAAUUGAUGAAGGUGGGGAAGAAUUUGAAGAAGAGGAAGAGGAAGAGGAGGAGAAGCUGAAAAAAAGGACACGUAAGAGACGAAGAAAAGUGGAAGAGGAAGAAGAGGAAGAGUCCAUACCUAUCCAGCCAAAGAAGCGUAAAUCUUCAUCUAUGUCAUGCGCUGUUGACCCACAGCUUAAACGACGGAUGCGAAAACUUAUGAAUAUUGUCAUCAAAUACACUGACAGUGAUGGCCGUGUGCUCAGUGAUCCAUUCAUGAAACUUCCUUCACGGCGAGAAUUGCCCGAUUAUUAUGAAAUAAUCAAGAAACCUUUGGAUAUCAAGAAAAUUCUUCAGAGAAUCGAUGAAAAUAAGUUUAGUGACUUUGAUGAACUGGAAAAAGAGUUUAUGACAUUAUGUAAGAAUGCGCAAACAUACAAUGAAGAAGCAUCUUUGAUUCAUGAGGAUUCGAUAGUUCUACAAUCAGUAUUUACAAAUGCAAGGCAGAGACUAGAACAUGAAGGUGAAUCUGAAGAAGAGGAAAGAGCACGAGAAGUUCCUGAGGAAGAAGUAAUAUCCGAUGCAGAUUCGUCUGUUAAAAUGAAGAUAAAGCUGAAGAAUACUACUCGCAAAACUGAAGUUCAGGCUCGAACAUCAGGUAGAAGAAAACGUAGUUCACGUAAGUAUGUGAGUGAUGAAGAAGAAGAAGAAGAAGUGUCGUCUGUUUAAAUGUGGAAUCUUUAGCCUUUAUGUUGUAGCUCAUUUAUGGAUGUUCAUCACAGUUCCAAGUACUGCAUGUAAGAAUAUUUGUUUGCCAUCCCAGUUAUUUUUAGAUAGUGUAUGGCAGUAAUGUCACCCAGUAUUAUAAAAAGUGGAAACUUAUAAUGCCAGAUAUUGCUUUGUGAACCUUUCUGUCUUUUGUAAAAUUAUUUACAUUAAAAGGCUUACAUUCUUA
Schistocerca gregaria is the source of this 1570-nucleotide messenger RNA. RefSeq names its product transcription activator BRG1-like. The record is from RefSeq and is a predicted model, not a curated record. Gene Ontology annotation, cellular component: RSC-type complex. Gene Ontology annotation, molecular function: histone binding. Gene Ontology annotation, biological process: chromatin remodeling. Lineage: Eukaryota; Metazoa; Arthropoda; Insecta; Orthoptera; Acrididae. Bases 1 to 1344 code for a protein of 447 amino acids. The transcript has 9 exons.